Williopsis jadinii is the source of this 3632-nucleotide messenger RNA. RefSeq names its product bifunctional endoribonuclease/protein kinase IRE1 (gene IRE1). The transcript has a single exon. Gene Ontology annotation, cellular component: IRE1-TRAF2-ASK1 complex. Gene Ontology annotation, biological process: protein phosphorylation; IRE1-mediated unfolded protein response; intrinsic apoptotic signaling pathway in response to endoplasmic reticulum stress. Gene Ontology annotation, molecular function: RNA endonuclease activity; protein serine/threonine kinase activity; ATP binding. Lineage: Eukaryota; Fungi; Ascomycota; Saccharomycetes; Phaffomycetales; Wickerhamomycetaceae. Bases 222 to 3542 code for a protein of 1106 amino acids. The record is from RefSeq and is a predicted model, not a curated record.
UUUGAUUCCUUUGCAAAAGAUCAACAAACAAACAAAGCAAGAAGCUAACCAAACCUUGUGCAUCUACCUACCAUUGAAGCCAUCGCAUACCCUCUUUUCUCGCCUACUGCUUGUGUACACAUACCGCUAUAUACAUUUCCACUACGGCAGUUUCCGGGUUGUUGUUCUUGCUGUUGACAUUGUUUUGACAAGGCGGUGUUCGAUAAGUCAACUCAUUCCAGAUGAAACCAUCGCGUAAGUUGACGCUGAUCGUUGUAUCGCUAUUAUCAGUGGUGCUGGCAUUGUUCUCGCCCGGAUGGCUACUCUCUAUCUCACAACGGACCGAUGAUCAAGGAGAAAUACCCAAGAUUCACGAAAGAGAAACACAGGAAGAAGUCAUACAGCGGCAGAGCGAGAAGGAACUGCCCAUUUUCGGAAGACCAAUUCACGAUUUCCAUCUUUCAGAGACGCUCAUUGCCACAGACAUAGAGGGAGGUAUACAUGCACUGGACAGAUCCACUGGAGAGAUCAAAUGGUCGCUUGAGGUUGAAGAGCCGCUGGUAUCGGUCGAAACAAACUAUUCCUCGAGUGAUGAAAAUGAGUCCGAUGACUCGAUAGUUUGGAUCGUUGAACCGUACGGGGAUGGUAAUCUUUACAUGUUCAACAAGGAAAUUGGGCUCAACAAGCUGCCUGUGUCAAUAAGCCAUCUUGUUCUGAAAAGUCCAUUUGCCUUGAACGGAGACGACAAGGUCUAUACAGGGCUUAGAAAGUCAUCGUUGUACACAAUUGAUAUUUCAACAGGCGAAGUGGUCUCCACUUAUGGCUCUUGCAGCCCACAAUUGGAUGUUUGUUCACCCGACACGUCGCAUAAUUCGAACAGUUUUGUUCUUGGAAAGACAACAUUCGAACUCACAAUACAUUCAAAGGAUAACACUUUUUGGAACGUCACUUACUCGACAUGGGGACCAAAUAACAUAGAUAUUGACCUUGCUAUGCAGAACAAGAUACCUAUAGAUGGAACAUACAUUGCCCCUUUCCACGAUAGCACUCUAUUGGCGAUCGACAUACAUUCUAAAGUCGCUAAAUGGGUCAGCCAAUUAUCCUACAAUAUUGUCAACGUAUUCGAUAUACUGCAUGACUUUAACGAUGCCUUCGAAAACCCAUACAUUAUCGUUCCACAUCCACUAAAGCCACCAGCAGGCUUCACAGAACUUAAAAAUGAAGGAGUAUACCUCGAUAUGACACAGAAUGGUUCGUGGUACGCGAUGUCUUCGGAAUACUACCCUUCCUUGGUACACUCUGCACCAACUUCAAGGUACUCGUUGAGUGAGCGUUGGAGAUCACCACAUGUUCUCAAUUCAAAACAUCACUUUAACUCGGCAAUUAUUGGUGUUCAUCUCCCAACUGAUGCAGAACACAACGUUGCAUCAACGGUAGCUAUUGCUGGUUACCCGACAGAUUUCCCCCAACAAUACCCAAAAGUGGAACACAAUACAGAUGCUACAAGAACUAAUGAACUGGGUGUUUAUUCCCCAUCAUCAAAAUGGAUGGGUCUCCCUUCACCAUCUAUAUCAUUGCUUCAAAUUGGACCUUCUCCAAGGCAUACUGCUGGAUUCUUUGAUACAGCUUUUGGAAACUUCCUCUACAGAUGUCUUGAAAAUAUGUUGAUGAUUGCUCUGCUCAUUUUAUCGAUAUCAAUUGCAGUUAGGUUGCAUUGGUUACCCUCCCUAAAUGUUCUCCUAAGAAACAAUGGACUAGAACUUAAACAGCUUGAAGUCCCUAUUGUUGAUGAAGUAACAUCUGCUCCUGAAGUGGAAGUUUUCCAGGGGGGUAAUGAGAAUACAAACUUAGUCGAUGGAUCAGAUGAAGAAUACACUAAACCAAUCGACGAAAAGGACAAGGAUGAAUUGAAAAUUUUAGAGUCCAAUGAAAACGGUACUCUGUUAUCGUCAACUAUUCACACCAAUGCGCAGGCGCAAGCUUUGGAAGAAGGCAAAAUAAAGAAGGAGGUAACCAUUGUCGAGCCACCAGUGGAAGAUCUUGUGUCCCAUGAAAAUGGUGGCAGUGGGUUAAAGAAAAGGAAAAGAGGAUCGAGAGGUGGAAAGAAGUCAAAGAAGAGUUCAGAGCUAAAAAGUACAGAUCAGAACCUGCAACAACCAACAAAAGCCGAAGUUGACCUCCCCUCAAAGCCUGAAAAUUCUCUACAGACAAAACGUGAAAACCAAACCGUGGUGCCUUCUCCACAAAUGUCUGAUAAAUUGAUACUCACUGACGAGGUGCUGGGAUAUGGUUCUUAUGGUACAGUGGUGUUUAAAGGUGUAUUUCAGGGUCGUGAUGUUGCAGUCAAGAGAAUGUUAAUUGACUUCUAUGAUGUUGCAUCUCGCGAGAUUGGACUUUUAACAGAAAGUGAUGAUCAUCCAAACGUUAUAAGAUAUUUUUAUAACGAAACCAACGACAAAUUCUGGUUCAUUGCGCUGGAACUAUGUUCUGCAAGUUUGGAAGAUGUCAUCGAGAGAAGUAUAGACUAUCCAGGUCUUGUUAAGCUGAUGAACCCUGUCAAUGUGUUAGAGCAGGUUACUAAUGGUGUUCAUCACUUGCACUCAUUGAAAAUUGUGCAUAGAGACAUUAAACCACAAAACAUUCUGGUUGCUCCUCCAAAGAAACUGAAGACGCGUCAAGAAGCAUUUACACCUGUUAGGAUUUUAAUUUCCGAUUUUGGUCUGUGUAAAAGACUCGAAGCUGAUGAAAGUUCUUUCAGAGCAACCACUCAGCAUGCUGCUGGUACUUCUGGAUGGAGAGCCCCUGAGCUUUUGGUUGACGAUACCAGUAAUGGAUACUCACUCUCAAGCGAUCACUCUCAUAACUCGCACAGGUCUAUUUCGGAGCCAAUUGUGUUUGACACUUUAACCAAAAGACGGUUGACAAGAGCGAUUGAUAUAUUUUCUCUUGGAUGUGUUUUCUUUUACAUAUUGACAAACGGUGGACAUCCCUUCGGUGAUCGCUAUAUGAGAGAAGCCAAUGUUAUAAAGGGUGAGUACGAUUUGAGUGCACUUGAUUUCUUGCCUGACAACGUUUGCGAGGCGAAAGAUCUCGUUUCUAAGAUGAUUUCGAGAGAUCCCAAUCUUAGACCAAGCACUGAUGAAGUCCUUAAACACCCUUUUUUCUGGAACGAUGCAAAGAAGCUUGACUUUCUUUUAAAAGUAAGUGACAGAUUUGAAAUCGAGAAAAGAGAUCCACCUAGUGAGCUACUUCAGAAGUUAGAGGAAAUCGCACCAGAUGUUAUUGCUGAUGAUUGGUGCUGUAAAUUUGAAAAGUCCUUUAUGGAUAAUCUCGGGAAAUACAGGAAAUAUCAUCCUGACAGGGUGAUGGAUCUGCUCAGAGCAUUGAGAAACAAAUAUCAUCACUUCAAUGAUCUGCCACCAGAUCUGACGUUAAAAAUGAGUCCACUUCCAGAUGGAUUCUAUAGAUAUUUCAACACGAAGUUCCCAAAUCUAUUGAUGGAAAUUUAUGGUGUCGUCGAAAGAAAUCUAACUGACGACCACGUACUGACUAACUUUUUCUGAAGAGAUUACUUUUACCAUUGCAUUUAUUAUAUAGCCAAAUGUGCUAAACACCCACAUAUUAAUUUAACGAUUUACGGUCAUAACAGUACA